Messenger RNA from Insectozyma verbasci, 1107 nucleotides. The record is from the annotation of a GenBank genome assembly. Lineage: Eukaryota; Fungi; Ascomycota; Pichiomycetes; Serinales; Debaryomycetaceae.
AUGGUUGCUCCUGCUUAUCAUCAAGAUUCAUACAUUGAUCAUGAAUUAUCAGUUAAUUUAGAUUCAACAUUUGCCUUUGAAGGUCCUGAAAAAUUAUUAGAGAUUUGGUUUUAUGAAGAAAAUGAAUGUUUAAAUAAUGAAGGUUUAAGAUCAAUUAAAUUAGAAGAUUGGAAGAAAAUUUUAGAUUUGGUUAAUUGUAAAGUUUUAUCAAUGAAAAGUUCAAAAUAUAUGGAUGCUUAUUUAUUAAGUGAAAGUUCAUUAUUUGUAUUUCCACAUAAAUUAAUUUUAAAAACUUGUGGUACAACAACUACACUUGCUUGUUUAGAUGAAUUAUUUAAAUUAAUUGGUAUGUCUUCAAAAUCAAUUUAUAAAAUUUUUUAUUCAAGAAGAUCUUUUAUGUUUCCAGAUAAACAAAUUCAUGUACAUAAAGAUUGGAAAAGUGAAGUUAAUUUAUUAGAUAAAUUUUUUAUUAAUGGUAAGUCAUAUGUUGUUGGGAAUUAUAAUUCGGAUGAUCAUUGGUAUUUAUACGUUGGUGGAGAAUUAAAUGAUGAUUCUAAUGAUCAAUCAUUUGAAAUUUUAAUGACUGAUUUGGAUUCAAAAUGUUCUGAAAAAUUUAUGAAUAAUCCAAAUCAUAUUGAUGGUCAUGAAACUGGUUUAAAAAUUUUAACAAAUUGUGGAUUAGAUUCAAUUUUUAGUAAAAUUUCUCAUUUACUUUCACCAAGAAAUUCAGAUGAUGAAGAUGAAGAACCAAUUUCAACUUUUGUUCAUGAUGCUUUUGGAUUUAAUCCUUGUGGUUUUAGUUCAAAUUCAAUUGAUAAUAAUGGCUAUUAUUAUACUUUACAUGUCACUCCUGAAUCUGGUUGGAGUUAUGCAAGUUUUGAAUCUAAUGUUCCAUUACAAAAUUUAGAAAUUGUAAAAAAAGUUUUAGAUGUAUUUCAACCAUCAAGAUUCUCAAUUAAUUUAAUUCAAUCAAAUUCAGAACCAAUUUGUAAUUUAUUAUACAAGUCUGAAAGUUUUUUCAGAAAAUGGGGUUAUAAAAAAAAUGAAAAAGUAAAUUAUGAUUUGGUAAAUCAUGAUUUAUUUUAUUUGCAUUAUGAAAAAGUAUAA